AUGACUAUUUGCAAAUAUUACCUGGAAGGCCGAUGUGACUUUGGAAAUAGAUGCAAGAAUGAACAUCGCCAACCGAGUGGUGGUCAAUAUCACACUUAUAAUAACAAUGAUCGGGGUGGAAGUUCUUCGUUAUAUAGUCGACUGGGAUACUCAACUGGAAGUUCAGGAAGAAAUCAACAACCACCCGUAUACGAAGAAAAAACUGUGAGAUUGGAUCUUAGCAAAGACCGACCUCAAUAUCCCUAUUCGGUUUUUGCUCCUGGAAAAGAAGAGCCGAAUUUAAUCGAAGGCACGGAUUUUUCACCCGAAGAGCUACGAUUGGAAUUCUACAAUCUACGAAAUAUUCCCGGUGGCGAGAUACAAUAUCAAGCUGGAGUUCGUGAAUUACAAAGUAAAUUUGAUAAUCAAUUCAAUGAGAUAAACAAAGAUUUACGAGGAGCUUUACGAAUUUUUGAAAAUAAGAAACGGCAACAGGAACAAACAUCAUCUAUAUUUGGCGCUAGCAGCAGUGGUAAUGGUGGUGGUAGCGGAUUUGGAGGAAAUCAACAAUUAAUGAUGCAACAAAAUAAUCAAUCCCCAUCACCAUCGUCGUACUUGGGAGGUCAAAAUAAUAAUCAAUUCAUGGGAACGUCAGCUGGUUCUUUUGGAGCUACAACGGCAACUAUGGCUGGUGGGUCAUUUGGUAAUUUCCCUAACGGAGGAGGAAUUCUACAAAGUAAUACUACUGAACAGCAAUUUGAACGAAUUGAUCCACAGAACAUUCCACAAUUAUCAUUAGUAGAUCCACAUCCUAACUCAAUUGAAUUUGAGAUGGUACCCGAUUUACCACCACAACAAACAUCAUCUUACCCUCAAUUACAAUGA
Messenger RNA from Ambispora gerdemannii, 864 nucleotides. The record is from the annotation of a GenBank genome assembly. NCBI's taxonomy places the organism in Eukaryota, Fungi, Glomeromycota, Glomeromycetes, Archaeosporales, Ambisporaceae.